AAUUACCAGAUGUAAAAAGCUAACAUUUGGCUAUAAAUAAAUUACACCAUGGUUGUCUGAAUUCAACAUCAGCACCACAACAAGGCUCUCAAGCUGCGUUUGACGUGAUAAUGUUUUGUAGCUUAUUUAGCUACUUGUUAGCUUUUUUAAGACACUUACAAGCUUUAAAUUUUACGAGUAUGGCAUAAUUUACACCCUAGAUCAAAACAUUACAUUAUCUAAAACUUAUUCUAGACCUUGUUUCUGGCAUCUUAUUAAAAACACAUUAAAAAACCCUUUGACUUUGAGACAAUAGAACUGGAAGUGCAAAAAUAGGAACUAAAUCUCUGGUUUUAGGACUCAAUCUUGCAUUCUUUACUUUUGAGUUUGUUGCAAUAAAUGGCGUGUUCCCUUACAAUAAAUGCUACAUUACCCCACAUUCAUUUUUGAGUUUCUUUGCAAUACAGUGCAAAGUUAGCCUAAUUUAGCCUACAGCUUUUCUUAGCAACUUUUUCUCAGUUUAACAUGCAGAUGCUACUGUUAACCACAAUUUAAAAUAAAAAUAAAAAUGCAAAGCUGUCUAAGACACAAAUUAUGGAUUGGCAAGUGUUAUGCUAGCUAAUGUUAGCCAUGUUAGCUAUUACAAACAAAAAACACACAAAAAACAAUUCCUACCUUUGCACUUGGAGAUGUCAUAGCCUAUAUAAUUUUGUAUCAUAUUGACUGAGGUAAAAGAUAUCUUUGAAUCAUGUCACUUGGUUAGGUUGCCGCAAAGCCGCAACAUUAGCUAAACCUAGCUAGCUAGGUAAAACUUUGAGCUAAACUCAGUUUUGUGAGGAACUCAGGGACGCUAACAAGUAAAUUAAUUUGUUUUAUUUCUUCUGCACUGUCAAAAAAUACUGUAUUUUAAAAAAAAAUUUUAAGCAGCAGGUGUCCCUUUUUCCUGUUCUUCAAUUAUUUGUCGUGUGGGAAACCUCGACUGGACUACAUCUUUUGUAGGUCAGCCGCCUACAUAUCCCAGAAUUCCAAGCCAUUGUUUAUUUGAACUGAACCUCCGCUGCCAUCUCUGAGCACCUUGCUGCCCAGUGUAAUUUACAGUAAUGCAGCUGUUUCAGUCUUUAUUCGUUUGCUUUAAAAUGAAUGAUAUGUUUGGCUGAAUCUACGUGGUUAACGGAGAGGAGAGCGGUAACAUGAAAUGGAGAUCACUCGGACCAGACCGUCCCUGUAUGGAGAAAUCGCUCAUGGUCUUGGAUUCUGGACAGACCGUUCAGCAGUGCAUGAGGCCGCUGCACAGGGGAGGGCCCUCCAGCUGCAGCAGUUGAUUGAGGGAGGAGCAGCGGUGAACAUCGUGGCGGUCGACUCCAUCACACCCCUGCAUGAGGCGUGUAUACAGGGACAGACUCAAUGUGUCAGACUGCUGCUGGAUGCUGGUGCACAGGUGGAUGCCCGUAAUAUUGACGGCAGCACUCCGCUGUGUGAUGCCUGUGCAGCCGGUAGCCUUGAAUGUGUCAAGCUCCUUCUGGAGUAUGGAGCAACAGUUAAUCCUCCGCUGUUUACCUUCUCACCGCUUCAUGAGGCCUGCAUGGGAGGGAAUUCAGAUUGUGUUCAGCUCAUGAUUGAUCAAGGAGCUUUCAUGGAGGCGCACGACUGCCACUAUGGGACACCGCUCCACGUAGCCUGUGCGAGGCAACAUUAUGACUGCGCCAAAGUCCUCCUGCGUGCAGGAGCAAAUGUGAAUGCUGCCAAGCUCCAUGAGACGGCCCUCCAUCAUGCCGCCAAAACAAAGAGCGUUAACUUGAUCGAUCUACUUGUGGAGUUUGGGGGGAACGUGUACGCCAGAGAUAACCUGAACAAAAAACCCAUCCACUACACCAGUCGGGGAUCUCCUGCUUAUCUCUGCCUUGAGUUCUAUGAGAAUACUCCUCUCACUCUACAGCAGAUCAGCAGAGUGGCUGUGAGAGGGGCUCUCGGCACAAGAGCACGUGAAGUUGUUUCCAAGCUUGGCUUGCCCAAUCGCAUUAUAACUUUUCUCUCUUACAUGCCGCCUCCCGUUAUUGAAAUUGAAUCACCUGUAGAAAACUUAAGCAGCCCGUCGAAGGUUAAUUCUAGACCAGUUUUGUCUGCUGACUCUGUAGAUCUCUCUCCGGAAAGCCAAACAACAGGAUGAUGAUGUUGGCAGAAGUGCAGCACAGAUGAAAUGUCUUAACUCUGCCGCACUAAUAAGGUGCAGAGAUAUUGUUUACCCAAGCAAAUUUGACAGUGUUGAUUUACAUGUACUAUCAAUUUAUUACUAUUUUUUCGGCUAAUCUCUAAGCACAGACAAACAGCUGUCUUUUUACAGAUUCAUGAAAAGGGGGCAUCCCACUGGUGUCAUGUUAAAGCCUCCCGAUGAAGUCCAGUAUUAACUUGCAUUUACCUCUAGUUUGGUCACCUAACUCCUGAGGAAAAUAUCUUCACCACCCACGUAUUUAUGUCAACUCUGCUGUUUCUCUUUAGCAGUUCGCAAGAAAGUAGCUGCUCCUGGUGGUUAAGAGAGAUGAGACACAACCAUCUUUGUGACGGCCAAAAGACGACUGGCAAUUAAAGGCCAUGCACACCCAUAAUUAACCUCACCUGUGUGUCCACAGGUGAUGCUAAUCAUUUUCACUGAUUAGACCUCCCCCCAGGACUGUGUGGGCAUGUGCAGACUGCCUGUCAAACACCUUAUUGUUACUACACCAAGUCUAAUGACCUGAAAUAACUUCCAGCAGAGCUCAGCCCACCUCAUACUGAGUGGCCACACCCAUGUAGGUGUGUAUGUUUUGUACCAGUGAAUUUCCAGAAGCUUUGGCACUACAACAAUUUCACAUUACUUGGAAUCAUUUGAGUCAGUGUUUAUACCAAGAGUAUUGCUUUAUGGGGCUCAAAAUAUAUAAACGUGAACUUGCUCAUCCAAGUGAAUGUAAAUGUAAGACUGUCAUUUCAUCAUCAUCAUCAUCAACACUUACCUGAACCCAGAGGAAACAUGAAGUAGCUUGAUUACUAGGAUUGUAUCACUGUAUGUAUUUGUAUAUAUGUUAUGUAUUUAUUUUUAAUGUAAAUUUGUAAAUAAUACAGAUGGUUCUACCUCCUAUUACAUUUGUGUAAAUAAAUAGACCACUACAGGACUAUUUUAAAAAUAA
This is a messenger RNA of Plectropomus leopardus (leopard coralgrouper), 3140 nucleotides long. RefSeq names its product ankyrin repeat and SOCS box protein 13. Gene Ontology annotation, biological process: protein ubiquitination; positive regulation of protein catabolic process. NCBI's taxonomy places the organism in Eukaryota, Metazoa, Chordata, Actinopteri, Perciformes, Serranidae. Gene Ontology annotation, molecular function: protein binding. The record is from RefSeq and is a predicted model, not a curated record.